This is a messenger RNA of Cherax quadricarinatus, 5185 nucleotides long. RefSeq names its product ankyrin repeat domain-containing protein 40. The record is from RefSeq and is a predicted model, not a curated record. Gene Ontology annotation, molecular function: protein binding. NCBI's taxonomy places the organism in Eukaryota, Metazoa, Arthropoda, Malacostraca, Decapoda, Parastacidae.
UUGUUGACUGGUAGUUGUGCGUCACUGGUGGGGUGAACGCGGCCAUGGUUGCUACACUCGCGAUAUUUAUCUAAAAAAAAACCACUAAACGCGAGUGAUCGGGGGAUAAUAUUGUAGUAGAUAACUGUAAUAUUAACCAGCAAAUAUUACCCAUAAGAGUGGCCUGGAAUGGAUGUUCAGAAGCAGAAUGAGGAGAAGCUACGUGAAGCAUGUUGCUAUGGUGACACUGAGGCCAUCUUAGCGUUGGUUUCCAGAGGUGUCAACAUCAACAGUAAACAUGAUAUAAAUGGCUGGACAGGUCUACACUGGGCUUGCAAGAGAGGCAAUCUUGAAAUUGUUCAUUUACUCUUGGCAAAUGGUGCUGAUCCAGAACUAGAAAAUAACCAGUUGCAAACACCAGCACAACUUACUACCAAUCCACAGAUCCUGCAGCUGCUUGGUGUGGAGGCUGGUGUCUCAAGUGAAGGAACAACAGCAAACUCUGAUUCCCUUCCAAUAACACCAAACUACUUGGCACACCCACCCAUAGACUACAAAGUUGCAAUUGGUGCUAAAACCCUCUCUGGAAAGCCCAUCACUAAUGGAUUAGGGGAAGGCAAUGGUCACCAAAAUGCAGCAAGUCAUGCUACAGCUCCUGGGCCAGUACCUAACCCACCUUCCAAUUAUGAUUAUUUUGCAAGGCAAACCAAAGAACUGGUGUUAAAAGUUCGAGUGGCUAACACAGAUGACCCAGACUUUAUUGAAGUUGAUUUCCAGAGAGCUCAAAUGAAAUACAGUCAUCUACUAACAACAUGUUGCAAAGAGCUUGCAGUGAAUCCUCAGUUAGUAGAAAGAAUAAGGAAACUUCCAAACACCCGUCUCAGAAAUGACAAAGAUGUCCAGCGUUUGUGUGACUACACAGAAUUGGAACUUGUAAUUAAAGGUCAAAAUAGGCUACCUGUAUCUAGAAGUGACACACAUUCAACUUCCAAAAAUAAUUAUAAGUCAAUUCAUGGAUUUAAAAACCAAACUAUUUUGUAUUAGGUAAGUUAAUAAUGUGUACAUCUUUUAUAUUUGCAACCUUUAUGAAACAAGACCUGAAAGAAAAACUUCAGCAUAUUUCAAUGCUAAUAAAGGGGGCCACCUUUAAGGUAUUUUAGCAGAUAAGGGAUAUUUUUUGGUAAAAGUAAUACGUAUUGAUUACUUUGUGUGUAGAGUAAUAUAUAUAGAUUCUCUUGGCUGUUAAUGUCACUGUAUUGAUUAUUUUUCUGUUUAGGUAGCAUGCUCCUGAUGUAGCAUACCUAGGAAUGUACAAAUUCUUAAUAGUUAAGAAUAAAGGUAUGUGGUAAGCUUGAUGAUUGUACUUCAAAUAAUUAAAGAAUUUUGGAGAGAGCAUUUGUAUUAAUGUGAAUAAAUCAGGUCAUUUACUAUCAGUAUUCAAGAAAGAUGAUAGUUGGUAAUGUGGUACAGUGUAACUCAGUUAGUAUAUGCAUUUAUGAUUUUAAUUCUCAGGAAGAAUUCUCAAGUUUUCAGUUUUUCCUCAGUUAGUCUAACCCUUUCACUGCCUGACUCCUGAAAUUAGAGGUGCUGACAGUGUUGCUAUUUUUUCAAAACAAAAUUUUUUUUUUCUCAUAAAAUGAGCCUAUGUUUGUCAGUGUAAUGAAGGAAAAAAAAAUUCCCAGCAGUACUUGCCGAGAUAUGAAGGCAUGAAAUUGAAGGUCGUUGCCUCUCCAGUAACAGCAUCAGCGCUUGCUGCACACCCUAUUAAUUUAUUUACUUUUUAGUUUUUGCACUUUUCUUCUAAUUUUCUACAUUUUGCAAUAACUGCUGUGGCCAGUGACACCCCAUAUCAUGCAUAAUGUCCACAUGGCUAGCCUUUGUAUGCAACACAAUGCUUGCUGACACACACACACACACAUCCAGUUGCUUCAUAGCCCUUUUGUUCUAAUGUGUACACAUAUAUACAGGCACUGAUUAUGUUCCUAGAACUGUUGCAGUCUGUGGGAGUCCCUGAAACACAGCUCCAUACACAGUAGUGUUUUACUCCCUUAACAUAAAAUGUGUUUAUCUGCACUUUACUGUCACCUUGAUGCCUGUGCAUGAGACAACAUCUCUUCUAAACCCAUUUCUUCUUGUCUAUAUCAGGAAGGGUAGUAAGAAAGUAGUCACCAUACUUCUUCUUGGUGCAGGUGUUAUGACCAGGGAUUUCUGUAUUAUAUGUCAAACAAAAGUGGGCACAUGGCAGUCUGUUGCCAAUCUUCAACUGGCAACAGACAUUCAGUAUUACAGUGCCAACAAGAUGGAAGAAAAUUUUAUGUACCAUUAGUAACUCUUCCAGACAGUCAAAAGACCCAAUCUGCAUUUCACACUUAUCCACCAAACUCAUACUGUUUGUGUAAUCCAUAAUAGCAGCUGGUCUCACAUUGGGUUCAUUGGUUUCUAUUUACCUUUCCUGUGUCUUUCAUUUCAUGUUGGUGGAUGAAUUUCAACAAUGUCACAUCACAUUUGUCAUGCCACCAAAAUGCCAUGAUGUCAUUGGCAUGAAACACCUGUACUUCAUCAUUAUAAAAGCUUGUGCUGAAUUUGGGCAUAUGUUUUCCUGUUCUGCUCACUGUACCCUAGACAACAGUCACGUUCACCAGCAGAAAAUCACUGAGUAUGAGGCCUGUGUACUAGUUAUUAGUGUUUAAAGUAUGGCCCUUACCAAGAUAUGUUCUAUCAUUUUUCUCACUACAUCACUGGAGAUACCCAAUAAUUUCUUGGUAUCUUUCAAUGUUCUGCUUCAUGUGUGUACAAUGAAAUCCAGUAUCAGACUACUUUCACCACGACCCAAAAUGAACUGUUUGAUACCAGAGUAUUUCCUCCUGAACUGUACUGUUUGCACUAGUCAUCUUUUCAACAGGAUCAAAGAUACAUUGAUGACAGUGUUCCAGAAGGGAUAAAAAUACACAUUAAACUUUUGUUUCAGAUGCAUAGAAACACCCCUAACCUUGUAUAACAUGUCACUUCUGUCGGGCCUUGUCUUGUCUGAGAAGUGUAGCAGGAUAAAUCUGUUGAUGGGUACAAGAUCAUUGAACUCUGGCAUACAUAUACAGCAGUCAGUCAGUCAGUAUGUUGCAAUAUUGUUCUUAUGCACAUGUGGCAUAAGCAUGAUUGUGGCAAAAAAGAGAUAUAUAUCGGCCACUUGUGAAGCCAUGAUCAUGAUGAAAUCAUGUUUGCCAUUGUAUACUCAAAGUAUCGGCUUGUUUCCAUCACUAUUAUUUUCAUCAGGGGCUCAUUAAAAUAGCUGAAAGAAUUCAGGUUGAAUGGCAUCAUUCCUGAGGGUACAGUUCAGCUGGAUUCCACUGUGUGUCAUCAGACUGAUGGGAAUUGGGGAGAAAAUAUACAUCCUCCUGCCAAUUCCAGAUUUGGUCUGGUGGUGCCUGCUGGAUAUUUGCAGCUGGUUGUGGUGGUAGUACUAAUGUUGGUUGUGUGUGAGUGGUGGACUCAGCCUAAGGUUGUUGGGGUGUGAGGCAUGGCUCCCUCCUGAGGUUGGCACUGGUGCCGGCAUUGCCCGCAGCCCACUAACCAUGGCAGUGGAAGUACCAUUAUCUUCACUAUUACUAUCUGUUGCUGGUGUUGGGUUUUGUGAUGUACUACAUUCCUUAGAGGUAGCACCACAUGCAUCACCAUAAAAGUUCAUGCUUCACAGGCAGAUGAUUAUAAUUGCUUCCACUAGAUUAAUCAUUGACUGCUAGGAAAUCAAAGUCCACAUCCCUGUCACCAGUACUACUCACAUCUGUGCCCAAACCAUUGAAGAGUGAGCUUUUGCUUAUGGAUGGAUAAAUUGUGGAUGGACUGAGCCCAGAGGCAGAUGGCUGUGUGUCAUUGGGGCUCUCAGCACUAUUUCCACAUUUUGAUCAUCACUUUUGGUCACUAAACAUUCGAACCUGCAGAAUUUAUUCACAGAACCAGUAUCCUCAUUGUUGGAUUGAAUUCUUCUGGGAGCGAGAGCCUUGCAUUGGCAUGGCAUGGUGGGCAAUGAAAUACUAAGAUGAUGUUCCCAUUAUGUACUGCAGUGGCUGCAAUUUUUUGUAUACAAUCAGCUCUCUUUUAUAAAGCUCCUCUGUAUAGUGUGAUUUUUGUAAACAUGAUUGAAAAAGUACAUCCAAAAUUGAGUAGAACAUAUUAUGAAGGUAUUUCUAUGCUCUGUUCAGCUCUAGAUGUACUGUACUUUUUUAUUGUAUUUAUAAAAAAAAAUAAAGUACUGUACUCUCGUGCCAAGUUUGAGGCCAUUAGAAUUUAUCCAUAGAUCUAUGUAAGUGACACUAGUUUCAGUAACAUAGGUCUGUGUGGGAGACAGUGAAAGGGUUAAUUUCUAAUUUUCUUUUAUUUAGAAUGGCUCUAAAGUCUGACCAUCAUCAGUACCAGAGCUGUGUGGACCUAUCCAUCAGUCUGCCUGGCUACAAAGGAAUCAGACCCUUAUUAAAGCCUGCAGCAGUAAGUUAAUGUGCCAGGCAGAUGUGUGGGUGGAGACAAGCACCUGGUGGUACAUUUGCCCUUUUUGCCUAUUGUUCUUGUUAGUAUUUUGCAUAUUUAUAAAUGAUCAUUGUAUGCGCCAUGUAUUGACUGUAUGGGUAAUAUGUAUAAAAAAACCUACGUUCGAUAGCACAGAAAAAACGCAAAUGUUUUCAGUCUGCUUGAGUCCCUCAUCAGGUGCUUUUAAAUGAGCUGGAAGGAAGCUCAUAUAUAUAUAUAUAUAUAUAUAUAUUAUUAUAUAUAUAGGUAGUAGGUUGGUAGACAGCAACCGCCCAGGGAGGUACUACCGUCCUGCCAAGUGAGUGUAAAACGAAAGCCUGUAAUUGUUUUACAUGAUGGUAGGAUUGCUGGUGUCCUUUUUUCUGUCUCAUGAACAUGCAAGAUUUCAGGUACGUCUUGCUACUUCUACUUACACUUAGGUCACACUACACAUACAUGUACAAGCACAUAUAUACACACCCCUCUGGGUUUUCUUCUAUUUUCUUUCUAGUUCUUAUUCUUGUUUAUUUCCUCUUAUCUCCAUGGGGAAGUGGAACAGAAUUCUUCCUCCGUAAGCCAUGCGUGUUGUAGGAGGCAACUAAAAUGCCGGGAGCAAGGGGCUAGUAACCUCUUCUCCUGUAUAUAUUACUAAAUGUAAAAGGAGAAACUUUCGUUUUUCCUUUUGGGCCACCCCGCCUCGGUGGGAUAC